CCGGAAUACGCCGAACUCACAGAUUCGGGGUACGUUUAUCGACAGUUAGAUCUCUGUACGUCUGGCUUCUUCCUUGGGUGUUUAUAUCUGCUUCUUGAGCGACAGCGGAAACAUGCGAACGAGAUUCACCUCGUGAGCCUAUCACUCAUAGGAUAUGGAUAUGAGUUAGAUGAACUCCGAUUGCAGUAAGUAUUGAUUCCGUACUUGGAGAUAAAUGAGAUAUUUACCCAAGGAGGUUCGCAUGUGCUUGCCGGACACGCACUGUUUUCGGAGACGCAAAAAUGAAGGGGACGUAUGAGCUUGGGUUCAUGAUUGCGCCUUGGGCUCGGACGGCCUGGGAGCUCGAUAAUAAUAAGAAGGGUUUCGAUGCUAUUAUCAUGGCCGCAGGAAGUUUGAUGGCUCGAUACAGCCAAAAAGUAGGAUGUAUCACGAAUCCGGAUAAAGAUUUCUUGGUUGCUGUGGAUGACUUGAUGAGUCUUGACACGCUCUUUUGGGCUGCCGCAAAGUCUAAGGAUACCCGUAUGCACGAGGCUGCGCUCUGCCAUGCUAAAACGAGUCAACGCUACCACGUCCGAGCCGAUCAUUCAACCGCGACAGUAGUUGUUUUCGAUCCCGAGAACGGGGAUAUCAAUCGAGGAUAUGCGGACGGCUCUUGUUGGUCUCGCGGCCAGGCCUGGGCAAUUACUGGGUUCGCGCAGACAUACCAAUGGACUAAAGACAGUUCUUUUCUCGAGACGUCCAAGGCUUGUGCAGAUUAUUUUGUAGAGCACCUCCCUGCCACUGCCAUUCCGUCGUGGGAUUUUCAAGCGCCUGGAAACGGGACACAACCUACAGAUACUAUCGCGGCUAUAAUAGCCAGCUAUGGAAUGCUGCUGAUUCACGAAAUAGAAACUGCUGCUGGAAGGCCGAGUGUAUAUCUGGAGCAUGCGCUGAAAAUCAUAGAGGCUGUUUGCGCUUUCCAUGUCAACGACCCGGUUCAGUUUGUUUCGGCUAGGGAUUCCAUUGAGACAGCUAGUCUAGGAAGCUCGAGUUACCAGGAAAUGAUCGCAGCGGACAUGGAGAAUGGCGCCAAGACGAUAUUCAACGGCGCAACAAUGAACAACCACAAAUUUGCUCCGUGCAGAUGGGCAAACCAGGGAUUGGUGUAUGCGGACUACUUUUCCUUGCUCGUGGGAAAUAAAUUGUUUGAUAUGGGUAUUUCUGUGAGACCUCUUUUGAGUUUAUCCGGCCAUUCAAUUUCCGCAUGAACUUCUAUAAGUGCUGGGAUGCUUCUGCUGCGACAGCUCUAGUCUGGAGAGCGGGAGUCUAUCUCAAGCAAUGAUGAUGAGCAGGUUGAGCACACCCAUGCUUCCGACGAUUUGAUGGAUAAAGAGAAUUCUGAUUUAAGAUGGUAACUGUUAUAUUUACGUCUGUAUUUACAAUAUUUGAGUUGAUCUACGAAUGAAUGAAACUGCCAUGUUCCUGGCUAAUGA
Daldinia caldariorum is the source of this 1472-nucleotide messenger RNA. RefSeq names its product Six-hairpin glycosidase-like protein. The record is from RefSeq and is a predicted model, not a curated record. The coding region runs from base 282 to 1247 and encodes 321 amino acids. Gene Ontology annotation, molecular function: chondroitin hydrolase activity. NCBI's taxonomy places the organism in Eukaryota, Fungi, Ascomycota, Sordariomycetes, Xylariales, Hypoxylaceae. Gene Ontology annotation, biological process: polysaccharide catabolic process. The transcript has 2 exons.